AUGAAGACCGGUCGAAAGCGCGCAAGUUCUGUGUGGGAUUAUUUCACUUACGAUGAUAAACUAAAUAAGAGUAAAUGUUCGGCGUUGAACUCGAAAGACGAAACAUGCGUCUUUUCACUAGCCGGCAAAAAUCCCAGCAACCUAAAGACUCAUCUGCGAAGCAGACAUCCAGCUUCCUACGCCGUCGUAGAGAAGUGUAAAACCGAUAACAACGGGAAAACGACUCUUUCUAGUGAGAAGCCUGCGUCCGGUGAUGAAGAAAAGAGUACAGAAAACUUGGAAACACAGUCAAAGUAUAAACAGCCAAGUUCCUGCUUUGUCGUGGUAAAAUGUGAAGAGGAAAAGAACAGAAAAAUGGCAAUUCCCAAUGAAGAGCGUGCAUCUGUCGGAGCGGAUAUGAAGCAAUGCAAAACGUGUGGGAAAACUAUGUUGGCGAGGAAUCUCAAUCGACACAUCCAAACAUGUUCUGGUACACCAAUAGGUCCACUGGCACAAGAUAAAGACCUUCUUGCAUUUGGUCGUUCGCUGGCCUAUCAAGAUGAGACAAACGACAAAUGGCUCAGAAAAAUGGUUGAGGCUUUCCCCCAGAUUCCAAAAGAAGAUAUAUGGAAGGGAUUUGUAGUUGCCCGCGCCGCGAUGAGUGAGUUGUCUGUGCGUUUAAUACCGGGGUUGGAAAUACCUGGUCUGAGAGGAAGUGUGCCGUCAAGAGAAAAGUAUGUAACCGACGCGAGAAGAGUUGCUGAUCAGUUUGCAGUAUUCCGAACUGACAUGAAUGAUUGGUAUGCCACUAUAAAUCCUCCGAAAGAUCAAACAACGUCAGUUCAGUAUAACAGUUUAAGCGAACCACUGACAAACACAGGUACAGUUUCGGAAAAUAACCAAGAAAAUGAACCUGAUUCUGCAUCCCAAGAUAAAAUAAACUUAGAAGUCCAGUCAGUAAUUAUAGGAGAAUUAAUAGAAACAAAUCAAGACCCGAUUCUUAACACUAUCUGUGAGCAGGUGCCUGUUUACGAAGUGAAGCCAGAUAUAACUCAAUUGCCUUCCUAUCAUAGUUCUUCAUUAACUCCUACAGUUUGGCUGAACGAAUCUAUAAAGAAUGCAAAUCAUAAUUCUGAAACAUCAAGUUUAGGGAAGAGGAAACUACCUGAGAGUCUUAUUUCUGGUGAAUUAGUGGUAUACUGUGAAAAGUACAAAAAAGAGCUCUAA
Helobdella robusta is the source of this 1206-nucleotide messenger RNA. RefSeq lists its product as hypothetical. The coding region runs from base 1 to 1206 and encodes 401 amino acids. The record is from RefSeq and is a predicted model, not a curated record. Lineage: Eukaryota; Metazoa; Annelida; Clitellata; Rhynchobdellida; Glossiphoniidae. The transcript is spliced from 3 exons.